AAACACAAUGGAUCGAAUGUUGGGAUGGUUGAAACGUCGAUCGGAGAACGCCCAGGUCACCUACUCGCGAUUCGGACUGCCCGGUGACGAAGUGGACGAACGGCCGCCACCCACGCUCUGCCACGUGGCACAUUUUGACGACGACGCUCCGGAAUACCGCGCGUUUUUUACACAUGCGACACGGGCGGCCGCCAUUGCCGCUGGCUUUGGGCUCAGCUGCUCGCUCUUCUCGUUUGCAAUGUUCUUGUUCGAAUUCCGAUGGGAUGAUCAUGGCCGAGGUUUCGAUGCGGGCACUGUUGUUGCCUCCCUCCUGUUCCUGAUAAUCGGCGUCCUAGUCCAUUGGCAAGUUAUAAUCGGAAUAAAAAAGGAGUCUGCGGUGCAUAUGAUCCCAGCAAUCAUGGUCUACACGUUUUUGAUUGUCGUCGAGCUGAUUGUCUACGUUUUGGCCGCAAAUCACCUCGUCAACUCGGCUUCCCUGUUCGCCUAUCCACCGGACAAACAGACGCCAACGUUCCUCACAUUAUCGAUUUUCUACCUGACACUUGUCGGAAUUCAGACUUCGAUGCUUUUGUCGAUUACCAAGGCUCGGAACUACUACGAAGCCAAGGAUAUCCAUAAAAAGGAGGUUCGGGUUGCCGAACAUGGGAAACGCCUCAAUCCCCAAAUGCAAAUUGUCUACGUCAAAGACGGUGACCAGGUGGACCCCAUGUCGACCGACGGUGAGCCGGUGACGUCACCACCGCCACGUGUCAUUUUGGCGGCCAACGAUGACAUUGCCUAAAUUGUUCCCUUUUUCUAUUUUUAAUGUAAAACCUGUAUUUCUCUCUCCAAUCUGUGUAUCUUCUGUACCAUGGCUUUAUUUUGCAUAAUUUCUCACCAAUUUCUUGUCAGUUCUUCUUACCUUGCCGUUUUUUCAUGUAAAAAUACAUAAAUUUUAGUCCAAA
Messenger RNA from Caenorhabditis elegans, 944 nucleotides. RefSeq lists its product as uncharacterized. The record is from RefSeq and is marked reviewed. Lineage: Eukaryota; Metazoa; Nematoda; Chromadorea; Rhabditida; Rhabditidae. Bases 8 to 781 code for a protein of 257 amino acids. The transcript is spliced from 4 exons.